AGCCGUGUCAUUCGGCCAGGCUGCUAGAACUUCCGAAAGGAGAAAUUGAGGGGAAAGUGGAAGUGCUCCGGUGUCCUGGCAUUUUCUUUUCCCUGGCUGAGAAAAUUGUUGCAUUUUUUUUUCCCACUUGCCUCACUGAUGGUAAUUACGGAUUAUUGCAACUAGCAAUGCUCAGAAAUAUCAAGAGGAUGGAACUUUGAAAUCAGGAUGGUAGACUAGAGAGCACUGUGCUUACUAACGUGCUUUUUUGGCGAUCGUGAUUAAAGAAAUAUUUUCACAAAUGUAAGGCGAUAAUGUAACUGGGUGAGGGACAGUUCUGUAUUUUCUUUGCAGCCUUUCUGUAAAUAUAAAAUUGCUCCAAAAAACAGAAGAAACAGAAAACCGCCAAAAAAAACCCCAAGUAAAUCGCACCAGACCAGUCAGUGUAUUUGAGAUCAGUAAAUCCAGGGCAGAGGGGUAACUCUCCCAGCUUUAUAAUUAUUUGCUGAGGAUCGCUUUGUUUAAGGGUGCUCUUCUUGUGGAUGAGAGGUUUAGAUAUUAUUAUGUAUGGAUAAUUUAAAUUUCAAUUAAUCUUGUGGUGUAGAAUAUGCAGAUAAAUUAUUGCUUGAACCGUAUUUCAGAAGUCUUCCAGAGAUCAUUGAUGAAGGGUUUAAGACUCAGGGAGAGGGCAGUGAUGAGGCUUUAGGGACUAACAACAGCCUGACUGUCAUGAGGAAGUAGACUAAAAAAGGCAGCUGGUUUCGUGUUUAUUUCUUGACUUAUAGUUUAGAUAAGGCAUAUUUCCAGAGCUCCAAUUUUGGCCUUAGGCAUAGUUUGGAAAUCUAAGACACCUUCAGGGUGAUCACAAACAAAACCAUUGGCAAAAAAAUAUUUAUUUUCUGUUGCUUGUGCAGAUUUGGGAUGGGGGUGGGAGAAGAAGGGAAGCUGAAAAACUAGCAUUAUGGGAAUUGAAUGAGCCAAGUGCUGUCAUAAUCUUCUGGAAGUAGGUAUUACACUAUUAAUAAUAGCGCAGGACACCAAAUCACCCCCAAAGUACCACUGGUUCAGUGGCUGUUGUUCUGUCCUCCUGAUGGCGCAGGGAAUGCCCCUUUGUAUAUUACAUAUUUUUUUUUUAAAUUUGAGAUUUGUGGGAAGUCUUCAUUUUUAAACCAACCAUGUGCUUUGAACAGCCCAUCGUGUUUAUUUUGUGUUAAAAUAGUAUACCACCUCAAAACUUUUCCUACCGAAUGUGAGCUCCUAGGACUUUAGGAGUAAAAACAUUGGCUUUGAAAUAAGACAGUUUUGACUGAGGAUAAUUAAGUUGUAGGAUUUUUUUCCCCCUUUUUUUCAAAGAUGUUCUCCUUUUUCUGAAUCUGUAUCUGUUUUUAAAGGGCCUGGGUGACUGCCAAACCCUAACCUUGUUGAUUACUUGAGAAGAUAAUCAAUCUUUCUACAUUCACUUUUAGAGUAGGUAGGUCACCUUUAGGCAAUUUACAUAUUUCAUUUGUGUGUUGCAAUGAGAACUGAUCCUUUAAUUUGCUUUGUUAGGAUGGUGAUAAUUCAGAGCAGUUCUGAAUAUUUAAAAAGCUUUUCUUAAAAAAAAAAACUGCUUCAUUUUGCUGGAGGUAGUGUUCCACUUUUUCUCUUUAUUGACUUACUAAACAGAACCACUGAACAGUUACUGAGGCUGUUUACAUUUCAAGUUUUUGGAAUCAGUCAUGUUUGCUUUAAUCUUUUAAGUUAAAUCUUCUAUAAGACUCUACUAAGUUCUCCGUUGAUUUUUCUGGAUUUUUCCCACUGAACUACAGUGUUAAAGUGGAACAGUUCUUGCCCAGUAUGAAAAACCAGUAACGAUUUUUAAAAACUGAUUUCCCCACUUAUUUCCUUAAAAACCUCUUUUUGUUCAGUGGCUGCAUUUAUUGUUGUAGAUUCUUAAGUGUUUAUCUCUACGAUAAACAGUUAACUCCCAUGCCAGAGAAUUGGGCCUCCUUAUUGAUUUACAGUCCCCUUUGGCCACAUUCCAUGCUCAGUCUGCUGGUAAUCAGUAGAAUAUUCUUACUCUCUCAUAUACCCCCGAGGAUUAAACCAAGUCGCCCUUUUUCUUUCCGUCUUCUCCUCCUCUCCCCUUUGUUUGUAGUUUUUAAGGCAUGGCAUCACCGGGAGAAAGAGGGAGAUAUCAUAUACCAGCAUGGUGAUUGAACCAUAUAUACUCUGUGUAAGAGGGUACAGUCCUGAAUGUAUAUGUCUGAAGAGAGUGAAUGUUCCGUUUUGCCUUACUUUGUCCUUGUGUUUGUUUUUGUAAAGUGUUUGCAUAGCCUGACAUUUUCUUGGAGUGGGUUUUUGACUUUUGGUUUUGGGGUUUUUUUGUGCCAGGUAGUGUGUUCUGGGUUCCAUGUGCAGGUUAACUGCAGGUUCCCUGUGCUGCCUAAAUACCUUAUAGCUUACUGGGUGACCCACUGGGCUGCAUUUAAGCGGGUUGUCUUCUGAUCUUGUCUUAAUUUAACUUUACUAGGGUCAUUGAUGAAACAAUGGACUAUUUUAUUGGAACAUCAAGGAAUUGGUUGUUUGCCUUUUAAAAAAUUAGCUUAUGAUGACCUGCAGUAGAGAUAUAUAUGAGAUAGAGAUAUAUAUAUAUUUUUUCUUCUUAAAAAAAUUUCUCCUAAGCAAACGGCCAGUGUUGGUUCUUCAGAAUGAAGCACUUUAUCCACAGCGUCGUUCCUACACUAGUGAGGAUGAAGCCUGGAAAUCUUUCCUGGAAAACCCUCUCACUGCAGCAACCAAAGCGAUGAUGAGCAUCAAUGGAGAUGAAGACAGUGCAGCUGCGCUGGGCUUGCUCUAUGACUACUACAAGGUUCCACGAGAGAGAAGGUCAUCAACAGCAAAGCCAGAUGUUGAGCACCCAGAGCCAGAUCAUAGCAAAAGAAAUAGCAUCUCAAACGUGACUGAGCAGCCCCUCAUUUCUGCUGGAGAAAACAGAGUGCAAGUGCUGAAAAAUGUGCCAUUUAACAUUGUCCUUCCCCAUGGCAACCAGCUGGGCAUCGACAAGAGGGGCCAUCUGACAGCUCCUGACACCACAGUCACUGUCUCCAUAGCAGCGAUGCCUACCCACUCCAUCAAGACGGAGACCCAGCACCACGGCUUUACUGUGGGGAUCCCCCCAGCAGUGUAUCAUCCUGAGCCCACAGAGCGUGUGGUGGUUUUCGACCGGAACAUGAAUGCUGACCAGUUCAGCUCUGGUGCUCAACCCCCAAAUGCUCAAAGGCGUACUCCAGACUCUACCUUCUCAGAGACCUUCAAGGAAGGCGUUCAGGAGGUUUUCUUCCCCUCGGAUCUCAGUCUGCGGAUGCCUGGCAUGAAUUCAGAGGACUAUGUUUUUGACAGUGUUUCUGGGAACAACUUUGAAUAUACCCUAGAAGCCUCAAAAUCGCUCCGACAGAAGCCGGGAGAUAGCACCAUGACGUACCUGAACAAAGGCCAGUUCUAUCCUGUCACCUUGAAGGAAGUGAGCAGCAACGAGGGCAUCCACCACCCCAUCAGCAAAGUCCGAAGUGUGAUCAUGGUGGUUUUUGCCGAGGACAAAAGCAGGGAAGAUCAGUUAAGGCACUGGAAAUACUGGCACUCGCGGCAGCACACGGCUAAACAAAGAUGCAUUGACAUAGCUGACUACAAAGAAAGCUUCAACACCAUAAGUAACAUUGAGGAGAUUGCUUAUAAUGCCAUUUCUUUCACUUGGGACAUUAAUGAUGAAGCAAAGGUUUUCAUCUCCGUGAACUGCUUAAGCACAGAUUUCUCUUCUCAGAAAGGUGUGAAGGGGUUGCCUCUGAACAUUCAGAUUGACACCUAUAGCUAUAACAACCGCAGCAACAAGCCUGUGCAUCGGGCGUACUGCCAGAUAAAAGUCUUCUGUGACAAGGGAGCUGAACGGAAAAUCAGGGAUGAAGAACGAAAACAAAGCAAAAGAAAAGGCAAGUGUACUGACCCCAGCUCCCAGUUGAAUGCCUUUUCUGAUGUCAAAGUACCGCUGCUUCCCUCUCACAAACGAAUGGAUAUCACGGUUUUCAAGCCCUUCAUCGAUCUCGACACGCAGCCUGUCCUCUUCAUUCCUGACGUGCACUUUGCCAACCUUCAGCGGGGCGCUCACGUCCUUCCCAUUGCCUCAGAAGAAUUGGAGGGUGAAGGGUCUAACUUGAAAAGGGGACCUUAUGGCUCGGAAGACGAUUUUGUGAUCCCUCCUCCUGCUAAGCUGAGCCGGGUAGAAGAACCAAAGAGAGUGCUGCUCUAUGUGCGAAAGGAGUCGGAAGAAGUCUUCGAUGCCCUGAUGCUCAAGACUCCGUCUUUGAAAGGCCUGAUGGAAGCUAUCUCAGACAAAUAUGAUGUUCCCCAAGACAAGAUUGGGAAAAUAUUCAAGAAGUGUAAAAAAGGGAUCCUGGUGAACAUGGACGACAACAUCGUGAAGCAUUACUCCAACGAAGACACCUUCCAGCUGCAGAUCGAAGAGGCCGGGGGGCUGUACAAACUCACCCUCACUGAGAUCUGAGGGCGCCCCGGCCCACGACUCCCAGCGAGCUCAGGGAAGCUGUCACGUGGGCCUUUGGGUUGGCAAGCCGCAGGUUCCCCGGUCGGCCACCUUCCGAACGUGGGUGGAUGUCAGUGGAAGGGGGGUUCCUUUCCAGUUGGAGAUGGCGCUGCGUUUGGCUUGGAGAUAGCAUUGACUGUAUUGCAUUGGCGUUUUUCAGAUGACAGAGAAAGCAUGUACCACGAUGUUUGAAUUUUCUGAUAUAAAUACUUAGCAUUAAAAGUGAAAACUUUGUUCCAAGAUUUACUAGAUCACCUGGGAACCUUAAGGUAUCUGCUACGUUAUUUAUAAAAAUAUUAUCUAUUCAGUGCUAGUGGGCCCUGCUCACUAGUGCACCUCAGACUCGGUGUAACUGUGACCGCCUCAGGUUAGGGGCGCGGCACCCCAAGAGGACCAGGUGCGCCCUUUCUCCCUCGGCCUCUCAUUCCCCAGUAAAUGUUUACUCCAAUAGGGCAAGUUACCGAAGUCUUCCUUUGCAACUCUCUCCAACAUAUCAACUGCCUCUCUCAUGAAGAACCUAAACGGUUACAGUGUGCGUCCGUGAAAGCUAAAGCUGCGUGUAUGUAAGUGCAAUACGUCUUGAAGGCCCGUGUCUGUAAAUGUGUACAUACCUGUCUUAUAUAAAUAGAUAAUAUAUACAUGUGGUGUCCGUGUACAUAUAGUGAAGAGAUGUGAUAAGGGCUACCUUAAAGACUUUCUUGAGACGAGAGGAUAAGUUAUUUUCGAUCACCUACACCCAGCAGAUAGCAUACUGCGCUUAGUGGAACCCACUCCGACGCUUUCUUUGCGUUUUCCCAAACACAGCAGUCAUUCGGUAGCAUAGCAAAACCUUCUCAAACGACAGAGAUUCUGUUUGCUCUUGCAAAUGUUAUUAUGUGGAUGUCAGCACUGAUUAACAAAUGAAGUAAAGGAAAAAACACUGCUGCAGCUCAUGACUGCUGUGUCUGCUAGUAUCAGUCAGGUGGACCUGACAGAGGGAAUAAACACAGUAAUCGUAACAGGUACUGUGAUUACUGUGAACUGGUGACACAACUCAAGACGGAGUUCUUCCUGAUCUUCCUGUUAUGAGAAAUGACUUCUGUUUUAUCAUGUUCCGGAACCUUCAAGCUUUAGUUGUCUAGUGUGCUAACAAUUCUAGAAAGCAUUCAUGAAUUUAUGAGACUGUGUUACUAUGGCAGGGGAACGUUUUGUACACAAGUUGAAAUACAUAAAAAUCCUAAAAAGUGUAAUUUUGUAACGGAACGAAAACCGCAGGUACCUUUAGGCUCAGGGAGGUAGGUUAUUUGUAUAAGUAGGGUUGAUAGUUACAUUCUUACCUUAAAAUAUUCUAAUGAAGUAUGUGAACUAAAUUGCUGGUUUUCUAAGAUAAGAUAUUAUGGGACACGGGUCAUAUAAACAAUAUUUUGUAUUUUGUUUUAUGGGAUCGAUUUUGUCUUGUUUUUAAUUGUACAAUUGAAGAUGUAUGUUAAACCAAAGGGAUUAAAUUUUAUAUGUCUAUUUCGUAA
Molecule: messenger RNA, 6060 nt
Organism: Aethalodelphis obliquidens (Pacific white-sided dolphin)
Lineage: Eukaryota; Metazoa; Chordata; Mammalia; Artiodactyla; Delphinidae
Gene: GRHL1
Product: grainyhead like transcription factor 1
Exons: 16
Coding region: 2567-4516 (649 amino acids)
Biological process (GO): regulation of transcription by RNA polymerase II
Cellular component (GO): nucleus
Molecular function (GO): RNA polymerase II cis-regulatory region sequence-specific DNA binding; DNA-binding transcription activator activity, RNA polymerase II-specific
Source: RefSeq, a predicted model, not a curated record